AUGACGAUCCCAAAGUACGGCGUCUGGGCCGCCCAACCAACCCACUACACGGCCGAGACCGAAAAACAAGACCCCAAGUCCCCGCACAUCUACCUCUACUUCAAAGACGACACCAGCAGCAAACAGCACCAGGCCGCCAUCAACGUCAAAUCCACCGACAAGGAUACCCGCCUCGUCUUCUGGCUGAACCGCAACUUCUCCCACCCAAUCACCCAGGACCUGUCCUCCCUCGAUGAAGGGUUCACGCUCCUCAGCAGCAACAGCAACAGCAACAGCACCGAGCUGGAAGGACUGGACUACAUCCGCACCGAAGGCCUCGUCGACAUCAACGCAGGCAAGGUCCUCCCGCACGAUAUCCCCGGCCCGAACAACGACAUCUUGGACUCCCUCGAUCCGAUCCUCUCUGGUGCGAUUGCCCAAAAGGCGCGGGUGUAUAUCUUCGGCUCGUCGUAUGGCACGGGGAUCCACGACGUGCAUAUGAAUCAGGGGAGUCUGCCGCAGUUUGAGAACGGGGUGUAUGAGGAUGGGGCGUUGCUGUUUGAGUUUGGGGAUGGGCAUUGGGAGGCUGUCUUUUUGGCGUUUGCGUCGCAGAGGAUCCCGACGGAUCAGAGGGGAGAGGCGGAGAAGGGUAGUAAAGAGUUGGCGGAGAUAUUGGGGGAAUAG
This is a messenger RNA of Aspergillus thermomutatus, 663 nucleotides long. RefSeq names its product YukJ family protein. NCBI's taxonomy places the organism in Eukaryota, Fungi, Ascomycota, Eurotiomycetes, Eurotiales, Aspergillaceae. The transcript has a single exon. The coding region runs from base 1 to 663 and encodes 220 amino acids. The record is from RefSeq and is a predicted model, not a curated record.